Molecule: messenger RNA, 3716 nt
Organism: Paramecium primaurelia
Lineage: Eukaryota; Ciliophora; Oligohymenophorea; Peniculida; Parameciidae
Source: the annotation of a GenBank genome assembly
AUGUCAUUUGUCCUCAUUCUUUCCUUUUUUAUGAAAACUGCAUUAGCUGAUUAUUUACUUAUAUUAACUCCAGAAUAGCCUUUUGUUAUUACAGAAUUUUCAAUUUUAGAAUCUAUUAAACAAGAAGGUGUAGUUUAUAGAUAGAGUGCUUGGUUUUAAUACUUACCUUUGACUUCUACUGUAUAAGCUUAAUCUGUUGGAAUACUAGAUAGCAAUUGCUAUCAUUUAUUUAGUUCAAUAGAGAAAAAAUCGAAAAGUUUAAAUUUUAUACAUUAUGAUUGUUAAGAUCACGAAUAAAUGACAAUAACAAAAGUAAUCAAAUUUAUUGGUAAUGAUGAUUAACAAUAUAGUUUUGAAUUCAAUAUAAAUAUCUUUGAAUAUGAAAAUCAAUGGUAUUAUUUUGAAUUCAUAAUAUUUCCUUAUAACAAUAGAUUUUAAAUAAUAAUUAUAAAAAACGAACAAAUCCUUAAAAAUGAAAUUUUGAAUGUUAUACCAUUUAAAGAUUAAAUAAUAAUAUAAAAAAUAGGUGAUGAUUUAGUUAUUGUAGAUUCAAAAAUAGUAAAUAUUAGUAUUGGAGAUAAAUUUGCUACAUUUCCUGGUAAAAUUAUGCCUAUUAUGAAUAAUAAUAAUAUUUUUGAUUUUGCUUCAGCCGCAAUUAAAUUGGUAAAGUAGAGAAAAUAAUGUAGAUGUUAGAGGAAUUCUAUAAAUAAUUUAAUUGACUCAGAUUAUAAUUAUCUUAAUACAUCAAUUUAUACUUCAUAAUUCCAGAAUUGCGAUUCUUUAAUAUUUUCUGGAUGGUUUAAGAUUAAUGAAAUAAUUCAAAUUGAUAAAGAAAUGACAUUUUAAUUUAUUAAAUUGACUUCAAAUAUGUAAAAUAAUUAAUUAUAGAAUUAAAAUAUAUCUCCUUUAUAAUUGUUUUAUAAACUAUCAUAGGAUUUAAAUGAAAUUAUUAUAACAAGUUAUAGUUACACAUUUCCAUCUGUUACUUUAGAUUUUACAAAUGAUCCUUUUUUAAUCACUCAAAAAUUUAAGAUUACAAAUAAUAUAUAAUUAUGGCAUUUAUUAUAUGUAAAAUUAGUAGAAGAUAUUUGGGAUCUAAAUAUCAAAUUUUAUGAAAAAUAGUAAGUUUAUGAAUACAAGACAUAAAUUAUAGUUAAACAAUUUCAUUAAAUAUUUUAUAAGCUCUAUUUGGGUAAUUUAUAAUAAUCAACUUCUAAUUAUUUAAAUAUAAUGGGUAGAAAUCUCUAUUUCUUUAAUUGUAAUCAAAACUUUUAAUAAAAAAAUUGUCAUUAAAGUUGUGGGGAAUGUGAUGGUCCUACUUAUUAAGAUUGUUUAUCUUGUUCUAUAGAAUCAUAAAGAAUAUACCUUCCAGAAUAUAAGUAAUGUGUAUGUCCAUAUUAUACUAUUGAUGAGGAUAAUAAAUGUAUGAGUUAUUUAGACUUUGAUUUUAAAUUAAUUUCUAAUGUAGAAUAUAAUGAAGGCUGUAAUUAUGGACAAUUUGAACUUAAUGGAUCUUGUUAAUAAUGGUAAUUUUAAUUAAUUAUUAUUAAAGUCCAGGGUUACUAAAUUCAUAAACUAUAGGCUGCUUAGAAUGUGUUAUGAAUCCAACAGAUUGGUAGAGGAGUCCUUUUUGUGAAACACAUUUAUACUUAAAUUAGGAUGGUAGCACAUCUGAAUUAAAAAAAUAAUAUCAAAUGUCUAGAUAAUAUUUCACUUUUAAUGGUAUUAAUCUUGAACUAUGCUCUUAAUGUUAAGAAUCUAGCCUUACAAAUUAAAAUAAUAUAAAUUAAGAUAUAGCUUAUAAAUAGGAAUCCUUUAAAAAAUUUUGUUUUUCUGAAAGUUCAUUAGAUUAAUGUUAUAUAUGCAACAUUUAAUACUGUAAGGUUUGUGUAGUUUUAAUAACAAAAUAAGUUUGUCUUUCAUGCUAGGACAUGCAUAUUUUAAAUGAUGAUCAUUGUACUAUGUUUUCAUUAGGUAAGAUAGAAGAAAAUAAUUGUUUAUCACCAUAUUAUAUAUCUUCAACUAAGGAAUGUAAAUUAUGCACUAUUGAGAAUUGUAUUUAUUGUUUUGAAUAUGUCGUAGAUAAUUUGACAUUAACUACUCUUUAAAAGAAUUUCUAAUAAUUUAAUGGAGAUGAUGAUAUUUAAGUAGGAUGUGCUAUGUGUAAAGAUGGAUAUGUAUUUGAUUUUAGAAUUAAUUUAUGUGUAAAGCAAACUCCAAAAAUAGAAUCUUGUCUUAGAAGUUAUAUUAAUAAUGAGGGAACAGAAAAAUGCACUUUAUCAACUAAAUCAGAUUUCUCAAUUUCAAGAGAAAUAGUCAAUUGUGAAUAAUUCAUUUCUAAUUGUCUUUAAUGUUUUCUAACAGUAUAAUCUAUCUUAAGAUGUAUUAUAUGUAAAGAAGGUUAUACAACUUCAAUUACUGAAGUAAAUGGUUAAUGCAUUAUUAGCUAAAAACCUAAUUAAAUAAUAAGUAUAUAAGGAAAUUCUUACUUAAAAGAUGCAUGGAUGUAAAGGAUAUAAAGUUUUAUGGGAUCCUUCUUACCAAAUUCAUACUUUUAUCCAUUAUCCUUAUAAACUUAUUAAAUUGAAGAGAUAGCAAUCACAUGUAAGGAAGGAUAUAAGUUAGCUAAAUUGAGAUAUUGUGUUUAAUAUUGCGAUUCAAAUUGUUAAGAAUGUAAACUAAGUUCUUCAAAAACUGAAUAUUUUUGUUAUAAAUGUUCAUUAGAUUAUUUUAAGUAGAAUCAAAGAGUUUAAAUUGAAGGAAUUUGUUAAACAUGUUCACUUCUUUGUGCUUAUUGUUAAUCCAAAAGUAAUGAUGAAAUUAUUGUAAUUUAUUUUUUUAUCAUAUUUAGUAAACUUCACCUAAUUUUAUUUAGACCUCAGGUAAUUAAAUCUUUUCCAAAAAUUGUUAUAUACCUACUUAAGAUCCAAAUAUUAUUAUUUUACCUAAAUAAUUUAUUCCUAUAUAUUGUUUAGAUUAAUCUUGCUAAAAUAAUUUAUUGUAUGUAUUCUAAAAUCAAAUGUGCUCUGAAGAAAGAUUUCUACUUUAUUAUUUACUUACUAAUGCAAAUAUAAAGUAUUUAAAUUAAGUUGGAGUAUAAAAAAUUAUUAUUCAAAUUGAGUAUCCAAUAGCCACUAAAUAAUGUAAUGGUGGAAUUUAAAUAAAUAGUAUUUCUCUUAAAGAAAAUAUAUUUUCCUUAAAAAAAACUACUCUAAUUAUUAAUGGUAAUGCAGCAUUAUUUAAUAAAACUUCAUAUAAUUAUCUUAUUGAAAAUUUUGACACAAUUCAGAUCUCCAAUUUUACAAUGAUUUUAGAUAAUUCUUCCUUAAACUUUGGAAAUUCUAUGUUAAAACUUAUAAUGAAGAAUAUUAUUUUUAUUGGAGAUUAGCAAUAAUAAGAGAGACUAUUACUUAAUUCAAAUUAAUUAAAUAAUAUAGAUUUAGUAAACAUCACAAUUAGUAAUGCAUUUUUUUCUUAAUCUUCAUUCUUUCACAUAGAUUCUUUAGAAUUUAAAGAAUAAUUACAUAUUGAUACGUUUUUAAUCUUAAAUUCUACAUUUAUAAACUCUAAUCUAUUUUUGAUUAAGAAUAGUUAAUUAUCUAUGUAUAUCAAUAAUUUAUAAAUUGAAAACUGCACAUUAGUUAAUUCAUCAAUUAUAAAUAUGAAAUUGAAUUUAUCUUUUAAAAACAAUACAUAGAUAUCAACAUUUAUCAUGA